Molecule: messenger RNA, 1172 nt
Organism: Daldinia decipiens
Lineage: Eukaryota; Fungi; Ascomycota; Sordariomycetes; Xylariales; Hypoxylaceae
Exons: 3
Coding region: 350-985 (211 amino acids)
Source: RefSeq, a predicted model, not a curated record
AUUGAACAAACCAAGUACAUGUAGUCGGAAGCGCAAGUGGCUUGAAAGCAGGCCUUAGCCCAAUGCAAUCAUUAUGACAUCAACGAAAAGGACCUGACGCCACGCUCAAUGACGUCUCACUUGCCUAAAGGGGUAAUCUCUGCAUUACCUUUGUGCCACCAAAGCAAAACGCCAUAGUCACUUACAUCGAGAUUGGAGAUUGCCCUCAGAGAUUUGCAUUAUCGCUGGUGUAUUUUGCGCUUAUUUCAAGUCCUAUUCCAACUUUGCCUUCUAGUAACAAUAUUGCGCAACGUGCUAGUCUCCGAAUUUAACUGGAUUAUAAAAGGCCCUUCACUCCCUCUUCAUUAUCAUGGUUUUCCCUCAACUCAACACAAUACCAACUCACAGUACUUACCUAUAUAUCAAAUUAUCCUACAUUAUCAACCUUACCAAGAUGUCUAACGAUAACACUUCCACUCUCAAGUCCGUCGUCGACUCGGCUACUGGUGCUGUCCAGAACGCAUUCGGCAGCGUAACCGGAAGCACGGCUGAUCAGACUCAAGGUCAAGUUAAGAAAAACAAGGGCGAUGCCGAGUAUGACGCAUCGCACGCUACUAUUAAAGCUCCGGGCUUCACUGCCUCAUCAUCGGGCGUCACAAAGGACAACCCUGACAGAACUGCCGGCUCCUACAACCAGACCGUAGGCUCCGCUAAGGAAUUCGUCGGCGGACUAACAGGCGUCGAGUCCCUAAAGGCAGCUGGACGUAAACAAAACGAAGAAGGCAAGCAGCAAGAAGCCAAGGGCCAGGUUAAUGACUACGUCAGCGGCAUUUCUGAUCGUGUCACCGGCACUGUGGGUGGAGCCUUCGCAAGUGUUACCGGCAACAAGGCCGCGCAACAGGAAUACGAAAAGCAGCACGAUGCUGGAAAGACAACCCAGCGAGGUGCCGAGGUAGAUAUAGUGAAGCAGGCAGACGCCGAAGCUGCAGCUUCACGUAAGGCAUAAAUGCUUCAACUGAAACAUGUGGAGACAAUUGAAGUUUUUUGGGGAGGGUAGCAGAUGACAUUAUGAUACCCAAUAUGGAAUGCUAGAGUGUAAGCUAGUGUCCGGAAGGCUUGAGGAAUGGAAUUGUAUGGUAUAGAUGGACUGUAUCUAUAUCCGAAAUGGAUCUUAUAAUUGCCAAUUAUGACGU